Messenger RNA from Hydra vulgaris (swiftwater hydra), 1421 nucleotides. RefSeq names its product protein phosphatase 1D. Lineage: Eukaryota; Metazoa; Cnidaria; Hydrozoa; Anthoathecata; Hydridae. Gene Ontology annotation, biological process: peptidyl-threonine dephosphorylation. The record is from RefSeq and is a predicted model, not a curated record. Gene Ontology annotation, molecular function: protein serine/threonine phosphatase activity; cation binding.
UCACAAAAAGCGAAAGCUAUAUAAACUUUUGAGCUCAAAAAUAUUUGGGUGAAAAUGCCUUUCAAUUCUUCUAUCAAUUGUUUAAGGAUUUCUUCUGAUAAGCACAGAGGAAUGAGAAAUUAUAUGGAGGAUGAACUACGGGUGAAAAUUGAAGAAACUAAUGGUAAGAAAACGUACUUUCUUGGUGUGUUUGAUGGUCAUGGAGGCGGGGAAGCAUCAGUUUAUGCGAGAAGUUAUUUGUAUAACAAAAUAAUUGAACAACCUGGAUUUCAUGAUGAUGAUCCAUGUAAAGUAAAAGAUGCAAUUCGUGAUGGUUUUAUAAAAACUCACUGGGAAAUGUAUCGAAUUGCAGAUACAUGGCCAAAAAGAAGAGAUGGUAGUAACUCUACUAGUGGAACCACUGCCACGGUUGCUAUAAUUAAAGACAAUAAAUUGUACAUUGCACAUGUUGGUGAUUCAGGGGCUGCUAUUGCUUACAAAAGUGGUGAUGAUUUUCUUUCUAAAGAAUUAACUGUUGAUCAUAAACCUGAAAAUUUAAAGGAAAGAUCAAGAAUAGAGAAUCUGGGAGGAAAAGUGUCUACAAGUGGUGUGCCUCGUGUUGUUUGGAAACGACCAUUAAAAAAUCCUCAUUAUAUAUCAUCUGAAAACUCUGUUACACAGCAUGAAUACAUACCAUUUCUUGCAGUAGCAAGAGCACUAGGUGAUUUUUGGAGUUUUGAUCCUGAAAGAAAUGAAUUCAUUGUUUCCCCAGAACCUGAUAUCAAAUGCAUUGACAUUGUUCCAGAUAUUCAUAAAUUUCUCAUUUUAGCAAGUGAUGGUUUGUGGGGGGUAAUGAAUGCAAAGCAAGCUGUAGACAUAGUAACAAACUACGAAAGAAACGCAGAUGAAAUGCCUUUAGAAAGAAACUGUGCAACUGUACUAUGCAACCAAUCACUGGAGUUCUGGAAAAAACGGCAUUCUCGUGCUGACAAUAUCUCAGCUGUUGUACUGUUCUUUGAUGAAGAGUUUGGUAGUUGUGAUUCUUUGUACUAUGAUUCAGAAAAUAGCACUUUAAGUUUAGAGGAUGGGGAAGAUACACCACCAUUAUUUGAUACUUUACCCCCAGUUUUAGUGCGUAAUUUAGACUUUCAAGAAAUUCCACUUUCUGCUCAUUUGCCUGUCAAGGUUUUGUCAGGAUCAUCUCAGAAAAGAAAUUGUAAGCAUAAACGUAAGCACGAGGAAGAUCACAAAGGAAGCAAGUUGAAAUAUGUUAAAAUAGGAGUUGAUGAUAACAUUAAAACUGAUGUUAGCCCUGAAAGUUUAAAUGAAUUACAACUUGAUGAAAUGUUUGCUGAUGAUGAAAAUGAGGAUGCUUCUUCAGUUAAAAUCUCAAUUUUAAAACCAUUUCUUAAGUCUUAGCAUCAUAGUUUUUUCAAUUUCAA